Melanotaenia boesemani (Boeseman's rainbowfish) is the source of this 1594-nucleotide messenger RNA. Its product is annotated as basic salivary proline-rich protein 2-like. NCBI's taxonomy places the organism in Eukaryota, Metazoa, Chordata, Actinopteri, Atheriniformes, Melanotaeniidae. The transcript has 3 exons. The record is from RefSeq and is a predicted model, not a curated record. The coding region runs from base 40 to 1509 and encodes 489 amino acids.
CUCUGAAGAAGGAAGGAAGUGGUUCAACUGACAUGGAAAAUGGCUUCUUGGAGCUUUUCAAGCCAGUUGAUCCUCAUUGCUCUUUUAAGCUGGAAUGCCUACUCUUAUCCUACCAAAGGCCAGGCCCAGCACAAUGUUAAGGGUCCUUCCAGCAUGGUGCAGAAUCCUGGUUUCCAGAAUACAUUCCCUCAUUACUUUCACCCUAGGACCAGCAGUUCAGCUGAUAUUGAUCCAGGUGUGGCAUGGAUGACCACUAAACCCACAAAGAAAGAUCUGCCUAGCCCUCCCCUUGACUUGCAAGGCCCUGCAGUCUCAUGGAUGGCAGGUGUCCCCCAAGGAAAAUGGCCUGUUCCUGCUAGUCCAGAAGGUCCUGUGUCAUCGCCUGCUUAUGUCUCAAGAGAACUGCCAGGUCCUUCUUCCAAUCCACAUGGUCCUGCUGUCUCAUGGAUGGCUGGUGUCCCCCAAGGAAAAUGGCCUGUUCCUGCUAGUCCAGAAGGUCCUGUGUCAUCGCCUGCUUAUGUCUCAAGAGAACUGCCAGGUCCUCCUUCCGAUCCACAGGGUCCUGCUGUCUCAUGGAUGGUUGUCCCCCAAGGAAAAUGGCCUGUUUCUGCUAGUCCAGAAGGUCCUGUGUCAUUGCCUGCUUAUGUCUCAAAAGAACUGCCAGGUCCUCCUUACAAUCCACAGGGUCCUGCUGUCUCAUGGAUGGUUGUCCCCCAAGGAAAAUGGCCUGUUUCUGCUAGUCCAGAAGGUCCUGUGUCAUUGCCUGCUUAUGUCUCAAAAGAACUGCCACGUCCUCCUUCCAAUCCACAGGGUCCUGCAGUUUUGUCGCUGGUUGGUGGUGGUGUCCCACAAGUGACUGUUCCUGCUUCUAGUCCACAAGGUCCUAGUUUGUCAUGGAUGGUUGGUGAGAGUUCUGAAGCGUCUCCAUCCAGGUCCAUGUUUGGACAAGUACCUAUGAAAGACUCUACAUCUGUCCAGUUGACUUCCAGCAAUCAGCACAGCCCUGCUGUAAACAUCUCCCCUAGUCAGACGGGAGAUUUCCACUCUAACUUUGACACCAGCUUGGAGCAGGGAGCCCAAAAGGGGGUAACUGGGCAGGAAGAUGGUAUGCUGCCACCGCUUUCAUAUCCAGAACCUAACCCUCAAGGUGGUGAGUUGAGUACAACAACCUCUAUCUUUGAACAUGGGGACUCUGAGCAGGAAGUGGAAGGCCAGAAGUUGGCUUUGUCUCCUUAUGCCUCACCUCAGAUGUUCAGUCCUUUUAUGGGAGGCCACAUGGAGUCUGUGGGACCAGUUCCAAAUCUGUUCUAUCUCUUCUUGACUGGCCAACUUUCUCCUGGCACAGUCUCCCAUGUCCAGACAGAUUAUGUGGCUGGCAGAGACCAUACCACUCAGGUUGGCUAUGAGGAAUAUCUACCUGCCACUCCUGAGAACCCUGACACCCCCAAAACCCAGGCUCCAAUGGACUGGCAAACAGGUCAAGGAUUUCACAGUUUAAAAGGAGUUUAGGUUACAAAUGAGUGAAGGCAGGUCCGGUGAUUGUUGCAGUUUACUGUUUGAAACAGAGGUUGCAUUUAAAUAAAAACUUUAAAUG